This is a messenger RNA of Gossypium raimondii (Peruvian cotton), 1416 nucleotides long. RefSeq lists its product as uncharacterized. The transcript has 3 exons. NCBI's taxonomy places the organism in Eukaryota, Viridiplantae, Streptophyta, Magnoliopsida, Malvales, Malvaceae. Bases 223 to 1140 code for a protein of 305 amino acids. The record is from RefSeq and is a predicted model, not a curated record.
CAGACAUGGGAACCAUUUGACAAAAAUGGAACAAUUUCCGUGUCUCGUGAUACUCUAAAACCUUAGAAACUCCAAAAAGCUAAAGACCCUCCCUUUGACACAACAAACAACGCACCUUCCCCUUCUUCUUCCUCCUCUUCUAACAUUCCUGUCUAUCACUUAAAAAAACCAUAGCUUUGUUGUUGGUUUUUUUAUUUUUAUUUUUUAUCUAAGAACAAAAAAAUGCAUGCAAAAACGGAUUCAGAAGGGACGAGUAUCGAUGCGUCAUGGCCGCCAAGGUCGCCUCGAAGGCCUGUAUACUAUGUUCAGAGCCCUUCUAACCAUGACGUUGAGAAGAUGUCGUAUGGGUCAAGCCCCACGGCUUCACCAACCCACCAUUAUUACCAUUGUUCCCCCAUUCACCAUUCCAGAGAGUCAUCUACGUCUAGGUUCUCGGCUUCUCUUAAGAAUCCCAGGAGUCUUUCUGCUUGGAAGCAUGUGCAGCUUGGUCGUGGCGAUGAUGACGACGACGACGACGAUGAUGAAAUGGACGGUCGUGAUGGGAGUAAGGCUAAUAAAAUCAGGCUUUACCUUUGCCUUGUUUUCUUGUUUUUCGUGCUGUUUACCGUCUUCUCUUUGAUCUUGUGGGGUGCUAGCAGGAGUUACAAGCCUAAAAUCCUCGUUAAGCACAUAGUGUUUGAGAACUUCCAUUAUCAGGCAGGAAACGAUCAAUCAGGGUUGCCAACAGAUAUGUUUUCGCUAAAUUCAACGGUCAAGAUCUCAUACAGAAAUCCAGCUACAUUCUUUGCCGUCCAUGUCACUUCUACCCCUUGGGAGCUUCACUAUUUCCAGCUCAAAAUUGCCUCUGGACAGAUGAAGAAGUUUACUCAAUCAAGAAAGAGUCAGCGGAAAGUGGUGACGAUUGUGAAAGGGUCUCAAGUUCCGCUAUAUGGUGGGAUACCAGUUCUUGUAGCCUCUAGGGAGCACCUGAACACCAUAGCAGUACCUCUUAACUUGACAUUUGUGAUGAGGUCAAGGGCCUACAUUCUGGGCAGACUGGUAAAGACAAAGUUCUAUGGACGAAUCCGAUGUUCUGUCACUCUGAGAGGAAACAAGCUUGGGACGGCCCUUAAUUUGACAGAUUCGUGUAUUUAUCAGUGACUGCCCCUCUCCUUUCUUACACGACCAGGCUGAGUUAUCAUAUUUUUGGCUUUUUGAAAUUCUUCAUUUACCAAGAAUUUUAGGAGCUUCAAUUUGAGGUAGAUGGUCAAACUCUGAAUAUAUGGAUGUUGUCUGAGGAUUUUUUUGUUAAAUUUGUUCACCUGUUUCUCCUUUUUUGCUGGUUAAUUGCUGUUCAUUGAAUGUAUGUUGUAUUUAUUGGUUAGCAUAGGUUUUCUUGCGUAUAUGGUGGAUAAGCUUUAGUUGUUUUUACCUAAA